Molecule: messenger RNA, 1309 nt
Organism: Populus euphratica (Euphrates poplar)
Lineage: Eukaryota; Viridiplantae; Streptophyta; Magnoliopsida; Malpighiales; Salicaceae
Product: probable long-chain-alcohol O-fatty-acyltransferase 5
Exons: 1
Coding region: 162-1208 (348 amino acids)
Biological process (GO): lipid metabolic process
Source: RefSeq, a predicted model, not a curated record
CGUCGGCAGCGCACCAAAUUGACUUGACGGGGGCCGUCCAAGGUGAAUGGUCAAUAAAAAACAAAGAGGUAUAUGUCAUCGUGACAUUCUCAAAAUCAAAAGCCAUUUGCAGACACAUAUUACAAGCUAUUGAAAACGGAAAAACACACAUACAGGCAAGAAUGGAGGGGGAAAUCAAGAACUUGAUCAAGGCAUCUGUCUCAGUUUUGGCAUCUUUAAUCUACUGUCAUUUCAUAUCAUCCAAGAUCCCAAAGGGUAAGCUUAGGCUUGUCUCUCUCCUUCCCAUUUUCUACCACUUCAUAACCCUUCCUCUCUACUUCUCCUACUUAUUUCCAAAUGCUAUUGCCUCCUUGUUCAUCUCCUGGUUAGCCAAUUUCAAGCUUGCCCUCUUUGCCUUCGAUCACGGUCCGCUUUCAUGUGACCAGUCCAACUCCCUCCUUCAAUUCAUCUCUAAAGCUCUACUUCCCAUCAAAAUAAAGCAAAAUGAGAAGUACCCGUCUUCUCAAACACCCCAAAACUCACCGAAAUUAGCUCUGAAUUUGGCGACGAAAGUCUUGCUUUUUACCAUCUCAGUUGGCGUGAAUGAUUACAAGGACAGGUUUCACCAAAAAUUGGUCCUUGCUUUAUACUGUUGCAUGGUAUACUUGUCGGUCGACAUAAUUUUUGGCGUAUUCAACGCUACGGUACAUGCCAUACUACACAUGGAGCUAGAACCACCGUCCAAUGAGCCUUAUUUGUCAACAUCUUUGCAAGAUUUCUGGGGCAGAAGGUGGAACCUCAUGGUAACAAACCUACUGCGCCAUACCGUAUACAAACCCGUGAGGUCUUCUUUGGGAUCCUUGCUAGGUCAGUGGGCCCCGCUCCCGGCAGUGGCGGCUUCUUUCCUAGUCUCCGGUCUCAUGCACGAGCUGCUAUUUUACCGCGUCACACGAGCAAGCCCUUCAUGGGAAGUCACGCUGUUCUUUGUGCUGCAAGGGGUGUGUUUGGUGGUGGAGCUUGCUAUGAAGAGGUGGUUUGGGGGUAGAUGGCAGCUGCAUUGGGCGGUUUCAGGGCCAUUGACGGUGGGGUUCGUAAUGAUGACAGCCAUGUGGCUAUUCUUUCCGCCACUAGUUAGAUCGGGUGCCGACGAACAUGCCAUCGAGGAGUGCAAGAUGUAUUUUCACUUUGUGAAAGAAGAGGGGCUAAAAUGGAUAGGAAAGUUAAUUUGAUGCUGUAUUUCUUACUUUGCAUAAAAUUGUAUUUAACCUCUUUUUUGACUUUUGUGUUGGGAAACUUUAUUAGUGUGGGAGAGGAUCAUUCUUCCUUUCUU